This is a messenger RNA of Oncorhynchus keta (chum salmon), 1265 nucleotides long. Its product is annotated as sodium-dependent neutral amino acid transporter B(0)AT1-like. The record is from RefSeq and is a predicted model, not a curated record. Gene Ontology annotation, biological process: sodium ion transmembrane transport. Gene Ontology annotation, cellular component: plasma membrane. NCBI's taxonomy places the organism in Eukaryota, Metazoa, Chordata, Actinopteri, Salmoniformes, Salmonidae.
UUCCACACCUCAGCUAGUGUACCAGCUACCGUUUACCUAGAGACUAGCUCUCCCCUGUCACACUGCUGAACCAGGCCAUCUACACCCGAGGAACCAUGAGACUACAGCUGCCCAACCCAGGCCUGGAAGACAGGAUCCUGUCCCAUGAGGAGCUGGACAAGCUGGAGACGGAAGAGGCUGGGAGGGGAGACAGGCCCAAAUGGGACAACAAGACCCAAUACAUGCUCACCUGCGUGGGGUUCUGUGUGGGGCUGGGGAACGUAUGGAGAUUCCCUUACCUGUGCCAGAGUCAUGGGGGAGGUGCAUUCAUGAUUCCUUUCCUGAUUCUACUGGUUCUAGAAGGUGUUCCCCUGCUCCAUCUGGAGUUUGCUAUUGGUCAACGUCUAAGGAAAGGCAGUGUAGGUGUCUGGUCUUCCAUCCAUCCAUACUUAGCUGGAGUUGGCAUAGCGUCCAUGUUUGUUUCUUUGAUGAUCAGCCUGUACUACAACACCAUCAUGGCCUGGGUGAUGUGGUACUUAUUUAACUCCUUCCAAGAGACGCUGCCUUGGAGCCAAUGUCCCCUCAAUUACAAUCUAACAGGCCUGGUGUCAGAGUGUGAGCAGAGCUCCCCAGUGGACUUCUUCUGGUACAGAGAGACCCUGAACACCACCACAGACAUUGGUGAGAGGGGUCUGCAGUGGUGGAUGGUGCUGUGUCUGGUCAGUGCCUGGGCCGUGCUCUAUAUUUGCAUCAUCCGAGGCAUCGAGACCACUGGGAAGGCUGUGUAUGUCACCUCAACGCUACCCUACGUAGUGUUGAGCAUUUUCCUGAUCAGAGGUCUGACUUUGAAAGGCUCUUUGAGUGGAGUUGUGUUUCUCUUCACCCCGAACUUGACAGAGCUGACCAACCCAUCUACCUGGCUGGAUGCAGGGGCCCAGGUGUUAUAUUCCUUCUCCAUAGCAUUUGGUGGACUCAUCUCUUUUUCCAGCUACAACUCUGUGCAUAACAACUGUGAACAGGAUGCAGUGACCAUCUCUGCCGUCAAUGGCUUCACCUCCAUCUACGCUGCAACAGUCAUCUACACCAUCAUUGGCUUCAGAGCCACAGAAUUUGACAACUGUCUUGGCGGAAAUAUCCUGGUGCUGCUGAAUACAUUUGAUCUCCCAGAGGGAAACGUCACUGAGAACAACUAUGAUCAGGUUCUCCAGAGUCUCAAUGGAACACAUCCAGAAGUCAUUCAGGAGCUCAACUUGAAGACCUGUGACUUGAACACUUUCCUCAGCGAG